Messenger RNA from Dentiscutata erythropus, 124 nucleotides. The record is from the annotation of a GenBank genome assembly. Lineage: Eukaryota; Fungi; Glomeromycota; Glomeromycetes; Diversisporales; Gigasporaceae.
GCUUCCUUACUUUCAAAAAGAUAUAGAAUGGAAAUUGAUAGGAUUUUUACAAUGGAGCAUAGUACAAUAUACAGACGAUUUCGGUGACAAAGAAGAGGAGAACAGAGAUACAAGAUUUGCCUAG